Nelumbo nucifera (sacred lotus) is the source of this 1817-nucleotide messenger RNA. It is a transcript of the gene SDG40, whose product is annotated as SET domain group 40. Lineage: Eukaryota; Viridiplantae; Streptophyta; Magnoliopsida; Proteales; Nelumbonaceae. Gene Ontology annotation, molecular function: protein binding; protein-lysine N-methyltransferase activity. The record is from RefSeq and is a predicted model, not a curated record. Gene Ontology annotation, biological process: peptidyl-lysine monomethylation.
UUUAGGUUUUAGUAAUUAGGUGAAACAUUAGUCUCUGAAACUUGAGUCAGUUGAGUGAGUUGAAAGCUCCGACUCGUGAGAGUCGAAGCCGAGGCGAGACCAGGAGAAAGAAAUGGGGGGAGAGGCUGGAAACCUGGAAACUUUCUUGAAGUGGGCCUCGCAGUUGGGAAUCUCAGACUCAACCAAUCCCUUGCAAUCAACGACUGCAUUAUGUUUGGGCAAUUCCCUUUUCGUUUCACACUUUCCGGACGCAGGGGGUAGAGGUUUAGCUGCUGCCCGUGAACUUAGGAAAGGAGAGUUGAUUCUCAGAGUGCCGAAAUCCGCUUUGAUGACAAGGGAAAGUCUGUUGACAGAUCAGAAACUUGCCAUUUCUGUCAACGGAUACUCCCAUCUCUCUUCUACUCAGAUAUUGGCCGUAUGUUUAUUAGCUGAAAUAGAUAAAGGAAAGGCUUCUAUGUGGUACCCUUACUUAGUUCAACUUCCUCGCAGCUACAACAUACUAGCGAGCUUCACUUGGUUUGAGACUCAAGCUCUGCAAGUGGAGGAUGCUGUCUGGGCUGCAGAGAAAGCUAGAUCAAAGGCUGAACUGGACUGGAAAGAAUCGGUUCCUGUCAUGAAAGAACUGGAGCUGAGACCUCAACUUUUAACGUUUAAAUCAUGGCUCUGGGCUUCUGCAACUAUAUCUUCUCGUACACUGCAUAUACCGUGGGAUGAUGCUGGGUGUUUGUGCCCUGUGGGUGACUUUUUUAAUUAUGCUGCACCUGAAGAGGCAAUGCCUUGCUCUGAAGAUUUAAGGUUAACAGAUGGAGGGUAUGAAGAAGAUAUUUCUGCAUAUUGCUUCUAUGCAAGGAAAAGCUAUAAAAUAGGAGAGCAGGUGGAACCCCCCACCAAAUGUUUGAAGCUUGUUCAACCCUACCUUUGUCAAUUGGAGGAAAAUGAGGGGGAGAAUUCUGUGGAAGUGCACAAGAGCAGCUGUUUGCUGGUCGGUUUGGGAGAAAAAAGAGCUUUUCAGACAAGGAGAGAAGUCCUUUUAAGUUAUGGAACAUACACGAAUUUGGAGCUUCUUGAACACUAUGGGUUUAUUCUUGAUAUGAACCCUAAUGACAAGGCGUUUAUUGAGUUGGAUGCUGAAAUUUGCUCAUCUAGUUCAUGGUCUAAGGAUACACUCUACAUCCAGCAAGAUGGGAAGCCAUCUUUUACUCUACUGUCUGCAUUACGUUUAUGGGCAACCCCACCAAACCAGCGGAAGUCUGUUGCACACUAUGCUUAUUCAGGAUCUCAACUGUCAGCAGAAAAUGAGAUGUCCGCCAUGAGAUGGAUGGCAAAAAACUGCCAAAUUCUUUUGAAUAAAUUUCCAACUAAAGUUGAAGAUGAUGAUUUGCUACUACACAUUAUUGACAAAAUGCAAAAUUUUCCUUUACCCAAGGAGGUGGAGUAUGAACAGAUGAUGUUGGCUUUUGGAGGUGAGGUUGGUGCUUUCUUUGAAGCUAAUGGUUUGCAGAAGGGAGGAAGUGGUGGUGACAUCACAUUCUCUAGGAAGAUGAUACGCUCGAUAGAAAGAUGGAAAUUGGUAGUUCAAUGGAGGCUAAGGUAUAAGAAAAUCUUGGUUGAUUGUAUUUCUUAUUGCACUGAGGUUGUUGAUUUUCUUUCUUCUGAGAAUUUGCUACCGAAUAGAAGUAAUAAUACCUAAUAUAGUAAUAACUAAAAUGUUAUGCAUCUUUGUAUAACGUUAUUGGGUAGCUACAUUUUUGGUUUCCUCUAUGUUUUUAUGCUAUACAUGUUUCUUCAUAAAUUGUAUAAUUGGGUUUGAUAUUUUA